AUGUAUGACAUCACCAAUGAGGAGUCCUUUAACGCUGUGCAGGACUGGUAAGUGAUUGCUCAGGAAUGUGGUGUGGUCAUGUGACCAUAUGGCAAAUAGUAGUACAACAGUGGACAAAAAUAGACCAGUGUUCCUUGAUACAGUACAGGCCUGACUGGAGGAGGUCCAAAUGGCGCCAAAGGUUUGUUGACCUUUUCUUCAGAAAGACUGAAGAAGUGAUAAGAAUUUGGUGACCUUUUCUAAAUAAAGACCACUGGACUUGAGACACAUACACUGUCUAAACAGGUAACUGCCCAAAUAAAGGAAACACUUGAGUAAAUGAGGGAUACAAAGUAUAUUGAAAGCAGGUGCUUCCACACAGGUGUGGUUCCUGAGUUAAUAAAGCAAUUGUAUAAAAAUGCUGGGCAGACCAUUAUUUUGGCCAUUGUUUUGGCUACCAUGGCUAUGCCCCCAUAGGAUGACAAUGCCCCCAUCCACAGGGCACGAGUGGUCACUGAACAGUUUCAUGAGCAUGAAAACAAUAUCUAAGCCAUAUGCCUAGGCCGUCUCAUUCACCAGAUCUCAACCCAACUGAACAUUUAUGGGAGAGUCUAGAGUGGCGCCUGAGACAGCGUUUUCCACCACCAUCAACAAAACGCAAAAUUAUGGAAUUUCUCGUGGAAGAAUGGUGUCGCAUGCCUCCAACAGUGUUCCAGACACUUGUAGAAUCUAUGCCAAGGUGCAUUGAAGCUGUUCUGGCUCGUGGUGGCCCAACACCCCCUAGACACUAUGUUGGUGUUUCCUUUAUUUUUUGCAGUUAACUGUAUAGUUCUAGUUAGUUUGAGAUUCAGGAUUGUGACAGGGACCAUGUUGACACCAAACAGCAUUUUCCACUCCUAAUCACUGUCCUCAAUCACUAACCAAUGAAAUUACACUAACAUGCUGAUUACACUGGCCACGCGCACCACAUGAAACAUUCAUGGACAUUUAGCUAGCUAGUUGUUGCUAACUAGUUUUACCUGGGAGAUGAACAUUGAGUUGUUAUUUUACCAGACAUGCAUAUGGUCCUCUUUUUAGCUGGUUCUUUGUAUACUGAACAAAAAUAUAAACGCAACAUGCAACAAUUUCAACGAUUUUACUGAGUUACAGUUCAUAUAAGGAAAUCAGUCAAUUGAAAUAAAUUCAUUAGGCCCUAAUCUGUGGAUUUCACAUGACUGGGCAGGGGUGCAUAGGCCCACCCACUGGGGAGCCAGGCCCAGCCAAUCAGAAUUAGUUUUUUCCACAAAAGGGCUUUAUUACAGACAGAAAUACUCCUCAGUUUCAUCAGCUGUCCGGGUGGCUGGCCUCAGAUGAUCCCGCAGGUGAAGAAGCUGGAUGUGGAGGUCCUGGGCUGGCAUGGUUACACGUGGUCUGCGGUUGUGAGGCUGGUUGGACAUACUGCCAAAUUCUCUAAAACAACGUUGGAGGCGGAUUAUGGUAGAGACAUUAAUAUUCAAUGUUCUGACAACAACUCUGGUGGACAUUCCUGCAAUCAGCAUGCCAACUGCACGCUCCCUCAAAACUUGAGACAUCUGUGGCAUUAUGUUAUGUGACAAAACUGCAUAUUUUAGAGUGGCCUUUUAUUGUCCCUAGCACAAGGUGCACCUCUGUAAUGAUCUUGCAGUUUAAUCAGCUUCUUGAUAUGUCACACCUGUCAGGUGGAUGGAUUAUCGUGGCAAAGGAGAAAUGCUCACUAACAGGGAUGUAAACAAAUGUGUGCGCAAAAGUAGAGGGAAAUAAGCUUUUUGUGCGUAUGGAACAUUUCUGGGAUGUUAUAUUUCAGCUCAUGAAACGUGGGUCCAACACUUUACAUGUUGCGUUUAUAUUUUUGUUCAGUAUUGAAUUUUGACCCGGAGUGAUACAGAAUCGUGUGUUUCUCUACUCCGACGAUUAAUCCACAGGUAAAAAGGGAAACCUAGUUCGUUUUUAGUUAUCUUUAAUUAAUCUCUCCUCGUUUGUCUUUCAAGCGUAUAAGUGGGUUUGUAUCUUCCUGAUAUCCAAUAAGGAGGGGACUUGCAGAGCGUGGAGCGUCUCAAAUAAAUCCAAGUUCUAUUUAACGCUUGGCUAAGCAGACACUCAUUCACGUGGGUGAAAUGAUUAAAUAACAUGUAUGUGUACAUUUAUUUUGCAAUGCUUGCGCACACAAUGUGGCCGGUGAAGUUUGUGUGUAACCAAAUACUAUUACUCACAAUAACCCCAAAUAAACGUUGGAUCUUAUCGCAAGCUGCAGGAUUCCAAACUCAUUUUAGAUAACCCUUGAAUGUUGGAUAAGUGCAGUGAAAAUGUCACCUAAGCUUUCUAUGGCUCUUCAGGGGACCAUAUUUCUGCAGUCUGCACACUGCAAUCUAUGCUUUUAAUAAGAGUGGUGUAUUGAAACAAUGUUUCGACCCUCAGAUCAUCAUUGUGUCUCUUUGACCUCAAGCACCUGCUCAAAACCACUGGAUGUGUGUGUGUAAUCUUUUCCUAUACUGAACCUUUCUGUAUGGCGUCCAUAGGUCGACCCAGAUUAAGACGUACUCGUGGGACAACGCCCAGGUCCUGCUGGUAGGCAACAAGUGUGACAUGGAGGACGAGAGGGUGGUGGCAGGAGACAGGGGCAGGCAGCUUUCUGAACACCUGGGUGAGUUCAAGUCACACAACACUAACUCACAGUGCCCACCAUAACUACAUGAACUAUACAAUUCAAUGAUACUGGUGAUGUUAAUGGUACUUCUUAUCUGAUGAUUUGAUUUUAUCAUCUGAGUUGUCAGCUCAACAAUAACAUGUAUAAUUUGGUUGCAAUCGCUUCAUAGAAGUUCUUAUCCAGAGUGAAUGUGAUCACGAGGCGGAACAGCAGCAUAAGCAAAUAAUAAAAUAAUUGUGCAAAUUGGCUGUUGAACACAGAUCCCACCACUACCACCGAAAAUCAUACAGGAUUGACAAAACACAAAGUUUGCUCACAUUAGCUUCAGAAGCCAAUGGGCAAGAUUACUGAUCACGUAUGGCUAGUUUUGCAAACUACUGCCACCACAUUUAAAUCCAAUACCAUUCUGACACCCUGUUCCAGGGUUCGAGUUCUUUGAGGCCAGUGCCAAGGACAACAUCAAUGUGAAACAGACAUUCGAGCGGCUGGUGGACAUAAUCUGCGAAAAGAUGUCUGAGAGCUUGGAUGCCGCCGACCCAGCAGUUACAGGGGCUAAACAGGGGCCCCAGCUCACCGAGCAGCCCGCACCCCCCCACCAGGACUGUGCAUGCUAA
This is a messenger RNA of Coregonus sp. 'balchen', 3255 nucleotides long. The record is from the annotation of a GenBank genome assembly. Lineage: Eukaryota; Metazoa; Chordata; Actinopteri; Salmoniformes; Salmonidae.